GUAAUUUGAAAUCCUUGAGCCCCAUUCCUCCUCUUGCCUUUGUUUGUACCAUAACAUCCCAUUUGUUUUCAGUGGAUCCCCUUGUUUUCCUCUCCUCCCUUCCACUAGAAAUUUUUUACACAGCUAUUCAGCUUCUCGCAAAAAUUCUUUGGGAAAACUAUUACUAACAUGGCUUAAUUUGGGAUCGCUUGGAUGACUGCCUUAAUCAAGACCUCUCUACCCGUCUGUGAUAGACAUACACUUUUCCAGUCCUGCAUUUUUUUAAAAACUCUUUCUAAUAGAUAACCAAACACUUCGUUCUUUGAACUCCCCCAGGAGGUGGGCAAACCCAAGUACUUAGCAUUGUGGGGGAGACUUUGCAUUCCCAUUAGAUUGCAGAAAAAUUUCUUUUGUUCGUUAGUUGUGUUCAAUGAAAAGACAGUACCUGAUUUUUGCUGAUUGGUGCUCUGUCCUGAAGCUGUACAAUAGGUCUGUAAAGUCCUCAUAAGUUCGAUAACUCCCUGCUCCUUUGCCUUUACGAAGAACAAGGAAUCAUCAGCAAAAAAGAUAUGGGAAAUGAUGUCAACCCUUCUUUCUCGACAAGUUCUUCAGACAAAACUAAAAACGUAAGUUCUCUAUCAAAGGUCCGGUCGGCAAAUGGAGAGGAGACAAAAGGAAAAGCCAUUGAUGGAGUUGAGAAGAUCGGCGACGAUGAUGAAUUUGACCCAAGUGCACCUCCUCCUUUUAGAAUGGCCGAAAUUCGAGCCGCCAUUCCCGAUCAUUGCUGGGUCAAGGAUCCAUGGCUGUCCCUCAGUUAUGUAGUUAGGGAUGUUCUUGUAGUGUUUGGGUUGGUGGCAGUGGCGAUUUACUUCAACAGUUGGAUUGUUUGGCCAAUGUACUGGGUUGCCCAGGGGACAAUGUUCUGGGCACUGUUUGUUCUUGGUCAUGAUUGUGGCCAUGGAAGUUUUUCUGACAUCCCUAAGCUCAAUAGUUUUGUGGGAUAUUUGAUUCAUUCUUCAAUUCUUGUACCCUAUCAUGGUUGGAGAAUCAGUCAUAGAACUCACCAUCAGAACCACGGACACAUUGAAAAGGAUGAAUCAUGGGUGCCGAUGCCCGAGAAGCUAUACAAGACUCUUGAUGUUUCUACCAAAUUCCUAAGAUUCAAAGUUCCUUUUCCCAUGUUUGCAUACCCUAUAUAUUUGUGGAGUAGAAGUCCAGGAAAGCAAGGCUCCCACUUCAACCCUUACAGUGAAUUAUUCCUUCCCAGUGAAAGGAAGUAUAUUGUCACUUCAACAGUCUGCUGGACUAUGAUGAUUGCUCUGCUUGGCUACUUGUCCAAUACCAUAGGUCCACUCCAAAUGCUAAAGCUCUAUGGUAUUCCCUACUUGAUUUUUGUGAUGUGGUUGGAUUUGGUUACUUACUUGCAUCACCAUGGCCAUGAGCAGAAGCUUCCUUGGUACCGUGGCAAGGAAUGGAGCUAUCUAAGGGGAGGACUUACAACAGUGGAUCGGGAUUAUGGAUUGUUAAACAACGUCCACCAUGAUAUUGGCACCCAUGUUAUACAUCACCUCUUCCCUCAAAUCCCACACUAUCACUUAGUUGAAGCGACAAAGGCAGCUAAGCCAGUGUUUGGGAAAUAUUACCGAGAACCAAAGAAAUCUGGGCCUAUUCCACUUCACUUAAUUGGUUAUCUGGUGAGAAGCAUGCAGCAAGACCACUAUGUUAGUGAUACUGGAGACAUUGUGUUCUAUCAAACUGAUUCUCAACUUUAUGGACCUCCUCGAAGCAAGGAUGAGUGACUCUGCAAUGCAGUCAAAACCGGGGAACUUAUACAUUAAAAUUUUAAAGCACCUCAUGCUUUAAAACACGGUUUUAAUUAUAUUUUUUUCCCUCAAAAAGUUAGUGUUAAUCAUAUUGCCCAUGGUUGGUAAAUAAUUACCUCUAAAGAAAAGAAUGAGGGAUGCCUAACUAAGUUAUAGUCCCUCAUCUCUUGACCUGGUUUAAGCACUUCACUUGAUGAUCAUGCUGUGGUGAAUGUUGCUAGAUUUUGUAUGUUUGUGGUGAGGAUUUAGAAAUUAUCCUCAAGAAAUUUCAAUGUAAAUUAAUGUUUACAGUUGAAUUAGUAGUUACAUACAU
Messenger RNA from Ilex paraguariensis (yerba mate), 2115 nucleotides. The record is from the annotation of a GenBank genome assembly. NCBI's taxonomy places the organism in Eukaryota, Viridiplantae, Streptophyta, Magnoliopsida, Aquifoliales, Aquifoliaceae.